Messenger RNA from Sipha flava (yellow sugarcane aphid), 1840 nucleotides. It is a transcript of the gene Ttc1, whose product is annotated as tetratricopeptide repeat protein 1. NCBI's taxonomy places the organism in Eukaryota, Metazoa, Arthropoda, Insecta, Hemiptera, Aphididae. The record is from RefSeq and is a predicted model, not a curated record. The transcript is spliced from 5 exons. Bases 1052 to 1828 code for a protein of 258 amino acids. Gene Ontology annotation, molecular function: protein binding.
UUCGGGAGCAAAAUUGCGCGACCAAUCAGAGGCGUUCACAUUUCUUAUCAAUAUUUGUUAAUAAUAUAUAUUUCAAAUAAAAUAAAAAUUCAGUAGAUUGCAUUUACCAUGAAGAAUUGCGAACGUGUUUUAUUCAUUUUUCAAUUUCACGCUAUGGUCUGACUCUAUAUGAGAUUUCAACUUUUCUUAGUUUGUGAAUGAUUUAUUGCAUGAUAAAUUAGGGCAUUGUACACUAUUAAUAUUUUUGGAUUCCUUAGAGCCACAAGUAAUUGAGUGUCGCUUUAAAGUUCUUUUGUUACUAAAAUAUUUGUUACACACUAAGCACUUAUUAAGCUCUUUCGUGUUACUGGUUCCAAUUUCCAACUCUUCCAUAUUAUUAUGUAUAAAUAAUUAAAAGUAGGUAAUUAACAAAAAUAAUAGUUAAUAAUAAUUAAGUAUAACGCCUGUAUGAUUGAAGAUUAUAUCACAGAAUAAAAUAAUAUCAAUAUAUUAUCACCACAGAAUAUAACAAUAUCACCUUAUAUUUUGUAUAAAGAAUGAUAAGAAAUGUGAUUUUAACCUUCGACCAUAUAAACUAUAUAAACUAGUUUAUAUGGUCGAAGAUUUUAACAAAUAUUGAUAAGAAAUGUGAACGCCUCUGAUUGGUCACGCAAUUUUGCUCUCGAGACCAUAGACAUAAUAUAUUAUGUCUAUGCCCGAGACGCUCGUAUUAGUAGAGAUAAGCAUUCACGGUGAUAACAAACAACCAUUGACACCACUUACAAGCGGUACAUCUACACUGUACUUACUGCCCUAAAAAUAUUUGUAAUCGUACCUAAUACAGUUGUAGUGAACAGUUAUUUUUUACUAUGGAAAAUAUCAUCCACCGUAUGAAACAAUAAUCGAUUUACAUUAUUGUCUGUGUUUGAAUUUUACGCUUGUACCUCCGAAUCAUCUCCAACAAACGCACUUAGUCUCGUCAUACGUAAUUGAAAUUCAUUUAAAAAAUAUAUAUAUAUAUAUAUAUAUAUAUAUAUAAUAGCCAGACCAGUGAAUUUGGGAAUUCAGAAAAAUGUCUUCAGAAAAUGGGAAAAGUGGAAUUCCAUCCAAUGAGGAAGUGAUAAACGAACUUACAAAAGACUUAAAGAAUUCAGCUAUCAAAACCGAUUCUUGUGGUGAUAAUGACGUGUCACAUGUGAGUGAAUUGGAUUCAGAAGCUGAAAUUCCUUUAAAUGAAGAAAAUGAAAUUAGAGAUGAAGAUUACAUUAAUGACAAACUAUUAAAAGAAAGAGAUGAAAAAUUAUCAGAAGAAGAAAAACGGAAUUUAUUACAAGAAGCUCUAGGCUUGAAAAAUGAAGGCAAUGUUAAAUUUAAAAAUCAAGAACAUGAAGAAGCUUCCAAAACAUAUACGAAUGCAUUACGCAUUUGUCCUUUAAUGUUUCCUAACUAUAGAGCUAUAUUUUUUGCAAAUCGAGCUGCAGCCAAAUCCAAUAUUAAUAUAGAAAGUGCUAUUCAAGAUUGUACUCGCGCUAUUGAAUUGGAUCCUAAUUAUUUAAAGGCAUAUAUCAGACGUUCAAAAUUGUUUGAACGUAAUGAUAAACUUGAUGAAGCAUUAGAGGAUUUAAAAAAAGUACUUGAUAUUGAUCGAAACCAUGUUGAAUCGGCAUACAAUGCUAGAAUAUUACAAGAAAAGAUAAAUGAGCGGAAUGAAAAACUGAAAACCGAAAUGAUGGCUAAACUUAAGGAUUUAGGUAACAUGGUAUUGAAACCAUUUGGUUUAUCAACCCAAAAUUUCCAAGUCAACCAAGACCCAAAUACCGGUGGAUACUCAAUAAACUUUAAACAAUAAUUACAAUUAAAA